This is a messenger RNA of Fragaria vesca subsp. vesca, 2899 nucleotides long. RefSeq names its product auxin response factor 8-like. The coding region runs from base 74 to 2581 and encodes 835 amino acids. NCBI's taxonomy places the organism in Eukaryota, Viridiplantae, Streptophyta, Magnoliopsida, Rosales, Rosaceae. Gene Ontology annotation, biological process: response to hormone; regulation of DNA-templated transcription. Gene Ontology annotation, molecular function: protein binding; DNA binding. The transcript is spliced from 13 exons. The record is from RefSeq and is a predicted model, not a curated record. Gene Ontology annotation, cellular component: nucleus.
AAAGUAGAAUUUGGUUUCGACGUAUGAGUUUAGUUGUGAUAAGUAGUUGAUAGGAAGGGAGGUGGAUAUCGGUAUGAAGCUUUCCACAUCAGGGUUCGGUCAGCAGGAAGGAGGAGCUGAGAAGAAGUGCUUGAAUUCGGAGCUGUGGCAUGCAUGCGCAGGGCCGCUGGUGUCGCUGCCCACAUCUGGAACUCGGGUGGUUUACUUUCCUCAGGGCCACAGCGACCAGGUUGCGGCUACUACCAACAAACAAGUUGAUGCUCACAUACCAAACUACCCGAGUUUGCCUCCCCAGUUGAUCUGUCAGCUCCACAAUGUCACAAUGCAUGCAGAUGUGGAGACGGAUGAAGUAUAUGCCCAGAUGACAUUGCAGCCUUUGACUCCGCAAGAACAAAAGGAGACAUUUCUUCCCAUGGAGUUGGGAGUUCCAAGCAAGCAACCAACAAAUUACUUUUGCAAGACACUCACCGCGAGUGACACUAGUACACAUGGAGGCUUCUCUGUUCCUCGUCGCGCCGCUGAGAAAGUUUUUCCUCCACUGGAUUUCUCGCUACAGCCACCAGCCCAGGAACUUAUUGCUAGGGAUCUCCAUGAUGUUGAGUGGAAGUUUAGGCACAUUUUCCGAGGACAGCCAAAACGGCAUCUUCUCACGACAGGUUGGAGUGUAUUUGUUAGUGCCAAAAGGCUUGUUGCUGGAGAUUCUGUUCUUUUUAUUUGGAAUGAAAAGAAUCAGCUCCUUUUGGGGAUUCGCCGUGCAACUCGACCACAAACUGUGAUGCCGUCAUCUGUUUUGUCAAGUGAUAGCAUGCACAUCGGACUUCUUGCUGCUGCUGCCCAUGCAUCUUCAACUAAUAGCUGUUUUACUGUAUUUUAUAAUCCAAGGGCUAGUCCAUCUGAGUUUGUCAUACCCCUAUCAAAAUACAUUAAAGCAGUAUUUCACACACGUGUUUCAGUUGGGAUGCGAUUUCGGAUGCUUUUUGAGACUGAAGAGUCAAGUGUCAGACGGUACAUGGGUACAAUAACUGGCAUAAGUGAUCUGGAUCCUGUUCGGUGGCCAAAUUCUCACUGGCGAUCUGUCAAGGUUGGUUGGGAUGAGUCAACUGCAGGUGAGAGGCAGCCAAGGGUUUCAUUGUGGGAGAUUGAGCCUUUGACCACUUUCCCCAUGUACCCAUCACUAUUUCCCCUCCGACUGAAGCGUCCUUGGCAUCCUGGGGCUUCAUCAAUGCAUGAUAACAGAGAUGAAGCAGCUAACUUAAUGUGGCUGAGGGGGGCAACUGGAGAGCAAGGUCUUCAAUCCAUGAACUUCCAAGCUGUUGGUAUGUUUCCCUGGAUGCAGCAGAGAUUGGAUUCAACAUUGAUGGGAAAUGACCCCAAUCAGCAGUACCAGGCCAUGUUGGCUGCUGGUUUACAAAAUGUAGGAAGCGGAGAUCAGCUAAGACAACAUGUAAUGCACUUCCAGCAGCCUCUUCAGUACCUUCAGCAGCCGGGUAGCCACAAUCCUCUGUUGCAGCUGCAACAGCAAGUAAUUCCGCAAUCAGUCCCUCAUAAUAUGCUGCAGGCGCAGCCACAAGUUUCAAUGGAGAAUCUGCCACAGCACCUUCUACCACCGCAAUUUAACAAUCAAACAGAGGAAGAGCCGCAUCAACAACAGAACACCUAUCAUGAUGCACUUAAGGUUCAAAGUGAACAACUUCAUCGGAGUCAGCAAAUGAAUGUGCCAUCUCCAUCAUUUUCUAGAGCAGACUACACGGAUUCAAGCACAAAGUUGUCGGGAUCUACUAACUCUAGACAGAACACGCUUGGUUCAUUGUGUCCUGAAGGGAGUAAUAGUGUUUUAAACAGAGCUGGUCCAGCUGAGCAGUUACCUCAACAAUCUUGGACUCCAAAGUUUGCAUAUGCGCAGGCCAAUGCCUUUGCCAACCCAAUGUCAUUCGCACCUUUUAAUGAGAAAGACAACGCAGUUGAGCAAGAGAAUUGUAAUUCAGAUUCCCAAAAUCCUACUCUCUUUGGUGUUAAUAUAGAGUCAUCUGGGCUUGUAUUCCCCACCACAGUGCCCAACUUUGCCACUUCUUCAAAUGAUGCUGACAUGCCAAUGCCUUUAGGGGAUUCUGGGUUUCAGAGUUCUCUGUAUGGUUGCAUACAAGAUUCGACUGAGUUGUUGCAUGGUGCAGGUCAAGUUGACCCACCUACCCCAAACUGUACAUUUGUCAAGGUGUAUAAGUCAGGGUCGGUUGGCCGCUCACUGGACAUCUCCCGGUUCAGCAGCUAUAAUCAGCUGCGAGAAGAACUGGCCCAGAUGUUUGGCAUUGAGGGGAAGUUGGAAGAUUGUCUUAGAUCAGGCUGGCAGCUUGUAUUCGUUGACAGGGAGGACGAUGUGCUUCUUCUUGGAGACGACCCAUGGGAGUCAUUUGUGAACAAUGUUUGGUAUAUCAAGAUACUUUCUCCUGAGGAUGUGCACAAAAUGGGCGACCAAGCAGUUGAUUCCUUUACCCCAAAUGCGGGUCAAAGAGUGAAUAGCAGUGCAAAUGAAACUCAAGACCAUAUUUCUGGGCUACCAUCUCUCGGCUCACUUGAGUAUUGAAUUUUGGUGCUUGUAUGAAAAACUUCCACGCAUGAUGCUUCUGACCCUCAUAGCAAGGAGAAAUUCCUGUUGGACAGUAACAUGUGAUCUGCUCAAUCUGGGGUUAUCUCUCGCUAUUUGAGUGUGCACCAGUAUUAUAAGACUCAUCUCCCAGACUGUUUAGCUCUGAUGAAUUUAAUUUUUAUGGUUGAAGUAUAUUCAAGUCGGAAACUUGGAUGAGUAAUCAUUACACGCUGUUCAAUUAUGUGAUGCUGUUCAUGUGAUAGUGUGUAUCAAGUGCUGUAUGAUCUCUUAAUUCUUGUGAUAUAUAUUUGCAAA